This is a messenger RNA of Oppia nitens, 1422 nucleotides long. Its product is annotated as queuine tRNA-ribosyltransferase accessory subunit 2-like. Bases 160 to 1365 code for a protein of 401 amino acids. The transcript has a single exon. Lineage: Eukaryota; Metazoa; Arthropoda; Arachnida; Sarcoptiformes; Oppiidae. Gene Ontology annotation, molecular function: tRNA-guanosine(34) queuine transglycosylase activity. The record is from RefSeq and is a predicted model, not a curated record.
UUUCAUUGGGAAUCAGUUUGUGUUAAACGUUAUCUAUAGUAAUGAUAGUAACAAAUCAAUUGAUGAAAUGUUUGUUUGCUUUUGAAGCACAUGUUGUCCGACACUUAUCUGAAAGUGUUUGCUAUCACUUAUUUGAUCACUUGAUUGUCAUCAUUAAAGAUGAAGUUUUCUAUACGAAAACAAUGUUUUGGUCGAUCAAGACUUGGAUUACUAUCAUUUGAGUGUAUGUCCAGUGAGAACAACACUAAAACUAAUACUUCUUAUUCGACACCCAUUUGUCUUCAAUACACAAUCAAUGGAUCGGUUCCGCACAUUGUUCACGACCUCUUAGAUGAUCUCAAUGAUGAUAACAGUCCAAUGCUUAUACCACUUCCCACUACUCUUCUAAUGAAUGAAUCUUUACGACAAUUUAAUAAAACAUUUGAUGGACUAAAAUCAGGAAUUCGUGAUUAUGUGGGACUCAAGAGGUGGCGACCAACUAUUGUAUCAAUUCAGGAUCCAUUGCUUGAAAUAAAAAGUGGUCACAACGCCACCGAUGGAAUUGCUGUCUUCUGUCGCGGUGGUAAGCAAGCAGUUAACUCGUCGAGACUUAUAGAUAUAAUGACAAACUUCAAGCCCGACGCCUAUCAGUCCAUCUGCGACAGUGACACUCCUUCUAAUGCCAGCAAUAAAAGGAUUUAUAAUUCAGUCGAUAGGAGUUUGUAUUUAAUGGAUGAGUGUAUUGAUAAACAUAAUGAUUGUCCCGAUUUGAAGGACAAAAAUAUCAGUAUUUUGGGCACAAUUCAAGGCGGGCUUCAUAUUAGAUCCCGACUGAAAUCAGCUAAAGAAUCGGCAGAUAAAGCGGUCGAUGGCUUUGUUAUCGACGGCUUUCAUUUAUAUGGUAAUCAAAGUCACUCGCAAUUAGACCUGAAUUCAGUGAAACCCAUUUUAGCAGAAAUAUUUGAAAUAUUACCGAAAGACAAACCAAUGAUAAUGUUUGGUGUGUUAACUCCCUUUCAAAUUAUUCAACUCAUUGAUAGUGGAAUCGAUGUCUUUGAUUCUUCUUAUGCUACCGUUAUGACAGAAGAUGGCAUCGCAUUACAAGAAAUAAUUGAUAACAAUAUACUAAAAGUUACAAAUCUAUCGAUUGAUUUGAAAAGUAAACAGUUUAAGGAAGACUUCAAUCCAAUAGAUGACAACUGCCGGUGCUAUACCUGUGUGAAUGGCUUUUCCAGAGCUUAUAUAAACCAUUUAUUAAAUGCAUCGGAAAUGUUGGCCAAAGUUUUGCUUAAUUUUCAUAAUUUGGAAACUUUUUACAAUUUCUUUCGGCAAAUAAAAGAUCUGUUAGAAAGAGACAAAUUUCAACAAUUGUUACAAAACUUAUGAUAAUUACUGUAUAUAUUAAUAUUACGGUAAUAUUGGCAAUAUAUCCUAAAAUUUCAU